Molecule: messenger RNA, 1482 nt
Organism: Eucalyptus grandis
Lineage: Eukaryota; Viridiplantae; Streptophyta; Magnoliopsida; Myrtales; Myrtaceae
Product: caffeic acid 3-O-methyltransferase
Exons: 4
Coding region: 111-1211 (366 amino acids)
Biological process (GO): methylation
Molecular function (GO): S-adenosylmethionine-dependent methyltransferase activity; protein dimerization activity; O-methyltransferase activity
Source: RefSeq, a predicted model, not a curated record
UCAAAAUGUGAUAGCGGCUUAAGAUUUUGCUAGUGUCCUCGUAGACCCAACUGCCUAGGCCUUUGCACUCUCUCAUUCCAUUUCCUCUUCUUUCAUUCCUCAAUACAAAAAUGGAUUCAGCAGGAUCCGAGACCCAAAUGACCCCUACCCAAGUCUCGGACGAGGAGGAGACCCUCUUUGCCAUGCAGCUGGCAACCGCCUCCGUUCUCCCUAGGGUCCUCAAGGCCACCAUCGAGCUCGACCUCCUCGAGAUCAUGGCCAGGGCCGGGCCAGGCGCCUACCUUACCCCUGGGGAAGUUGCGUCGCAGCUCCCGACCCAGAACCCCGAUGCCCCAGUCAUGCUCGAUCGAAUAUUUCGGCUGCUGGCUAGCUAUUCUGUGCUCACGUGCACUGUCCGUGACCUCCCUGAGGGUAAGGUUGAGCGGCUUUACGGUUUAGCUCCGGUGUGCAAGUUCCUGGUCAAGAACGAGGAUGGGGUCUCCCUUGCCCCACUCAACUUGGUCAACCAAGACAAACUCGCCGUGGAAAGCUGGUACUACUUGAAAGAUGCGAUUCUUGAAGGCGGAAUCCCGUUCAACAAGGCACACGGGAUGACCGCAUUUGACUAUCUAGGUACCGACCCGCGAUUCAACAAGAUCUUCAACCGGGCAAUGUUUGAUUUUUCCACCAUUACGAUGGAGAAGAUACUGGAAAAGUACAACGGCUUCGAGGGCCUCAAGACGAUGGUUGAUGUUGGAGGUGGCACUGGGGCCGUGCUCAACAUGAUCAUAGCUAAAUACCCGUCGAUCAAAGGCAUCAACUUCGACUUGCCUCACGUGAUUAAAGAUGCUCCGUCCUAUCCCGGUGUGGAACACGUUGGAGGUGACAUGUUUGUCAGCGUUCCAAAAGGAGAUGCCAUUUUCAUGAAGUCGAUAUGCCAUAACUGGAACAAUGAACAUUGCACAAAGCUCCUCAAGAGUUGUUACGAUGCGCUUCCGAUAAAUGGGAGGGUGAUCGUUGCAGAAUACAUACUCCCCGUGUACCCGGACCCGAGCCUAGCGACCAAGGGAGUGAUCCACAUGGACUGCAUGAUGUUGGCCCACUGCCCUGGCGGGAAAGAGAGGACGGAGAAGGAGUUCGAGGCUUUGGCCAAAGGGGCGGGAUUUCAGGGCUUUCGAGUCAUGUGUCGCGCUUUCAACACUUGCGUCAUGGAGUUCUUGAAGACAGCUUGAACUGUGCUCUUCUGGGUGGUGAUAUUAAUGGUUCCUUGGAUUUGAUAGGUCGCAAAUGAGCCUUUUUUUACACAGUUGCCUUUCGAUUUAGUGUCCUAAGUUGUGCUCAUAAAAGGAAAGAAUAAGGAAGUGACUGUGUGAUACUUGGGAUGGGAAAAGGAAAAGUUACAGGAUCUAUGAUUUUAUGUUAAUAAUUUUAAAAUAUGUCUCGAGUUUGAGCCUAUAUUGAAUAAUAUUCUGUCUAAAUAAAUUAGAUUGACUGACCUUAUAA